CCAACGUUGAUGAACAAAAGUCGAUCACCAUGAUCUACUCUCUAUCUCAUAAUGUGGACGAUACGACCAUAGAUGAAAAUACAAUCAAACAUCACUAGUUCGCAAUCUCCAUGUCUUCGUUCUGGCUUCAUUCCAGAGCAACGGCAGCAUGCCCUACUGCUGUCGAAGAUACCUUUGGGCCUGUUGUCAGCCAUGAGUGCAAAAAUGGCUUUGAUUUCACAUUAUACUUCGAAGAGACGGUCCUCACACUGCCGGUGACCCUCUUUUUUCUCUUUUGGGCCUUGCCACGCAUAUACCACCUGAGACAACAGACAAUAAAGGCACAGGGAGGUUAUCGGUAUUUUGUAAAGCUAGGUGGAUAUGCUCUGUUGGCCGUCCUCCAGCUAACCCUCGUCGGCCUCUGGGCGGCGCCGUCGGGACAAACCACUCGAGCUACUGUCGCAACGGCUGUCGUCUCCUGGCUGGCUUCCAUCAUAUUCGGUAUUCUUUCUCACUAUGAGCAUAUCUGUACGAUUCGGCCCGCUACCAUUAACUGUGGUUAUCUGUUCCUUUCCUCGAUCUUGUCCUUGGCCGAAACCCGCACGUUAUACUUCCUGGAGAGGAAUCGCUCGAUUGCCGUCCUCUAUACGGUGACACUCUGCAUAAAGGUGGUGUUGUUGAUUACUGAAACAAUGCCAAAGAGGUCCCUCUUGAGACGAAACUACAAAGAUGCGCCUCCUGAAUCGACCGUGGGGAUUCUGGGAGAAUGUCUCUACUGCUGGCUCAACCCGCUCUUAAUGCUCGGCAAUCGCGUGGAUCUUACGGUUGAGCUGCUUCCCCCAAUUGAGGACUCACUUCGCUCUACGGGGCAUGGUGACAGCGGACUCUAUGCGCUAUGGAACAAGGGACCCAACCGGAAUUCCCCUCACAGUUUACUCUGGGCAUGCUGCCGAUACUACCUGGUUCCGAUAUUGUUAGGCGUCUUCCCUCGAGCGCUGCAGGUGGCAUUCACGUUCGCACAGCCCUUUCUGGUCGAAGCAACCACGACCUGGGUGGGAUCGAACGAGCUUUCUCACCCCAAGUCACAGGGAUAUGCACUGAUUGGAGCAUUCGCUAUAGUCUACACGGGUAUCGCGGUUUCCACGGCCUUCGCCCACCAUCAGGCAUAUCGAGUGGUUUCCAUGAUACGGGCUAGCCUGGUCGACAUGCUCUACAGUCACGUCAUGGUCAUGCGUGACAUCGACGUUGAGACCAGUGCCCCUGUCACUUUAAUGAGUGCAGAUAUGGAGCGUAUUUCCGGUGGUCUACACUACAUCCACGAUGCCUGGGCUUGUAUUGUCGAGAUUCCUAUUGCGCUGUAUUUGCUAUGGCGUCAGCUGGGAGUCGCCAGUAUCGCCCCGAUCAUCGUAGUAUUUAUCUGUAUGGCCCUGUCAUUGCUCAUCUCCGGACUGGCUGGCCCUCGCCAGCAGGUCUGGCUGGAGGCCAUUGAAAAACGAGUCGAUAUUACUGCCAAGGUUCUGGGAUCUGUGAAAGGAGUCCGCACAGCUGGAUUGACCGAUAAAUUGUUCAACCUCGUCCAGACGAUGCGUAUCGAAGAGGUCGUCAAAUCGGAAAAAUUCCGUCGACUCCUCAUUCUAGUGGUCGGCGUGGCAUACAGCAACGUCACACUCUCUCCGCUGGCCUCGUUCACGAUCUACGCCCUCAUGGCACGGCAUAAAGGGGAUGAAACUCUGACGGCCACUAAGGCGUUCACAUCGCUCACCUUAUUCACUCUUCUUGCCACUCCAAUCUCUAACCUGGUUGAAGCUGCAACGGGAGUCGCCACCGCAAUCGGCUCGAUUAAAAGAGUCAACGAGUUCUUGCAGUCAGACCCACGAAGGGACGACGCACAUGAGCCUCGAGGGACUCGGAGCAACAUCAGCAUCCCUGCCAGCGUUUUAUCUAGUGCACUAACGGAGAUUGGAGUCGUCUACGACGGAAAGGGCAUGUCGGUUGUGGAAGGGGUCCCCAGUAUCUCCAGUCGCGAGAAGUUACCCUUGUACUACGAAGUCACCGGUCCAGUCUUUGUGGCAGAGGGCCGCAGCGCUGGCUGGGAAGCGAGUAAGCCAGCCGUGGUACAAGAUCUCAGCUUUGAGAUUCAUCGAGGCACGGUGACCUUUGUCGUCGGACCCGUCGGAUCUGGGAAGUCCACGUUUGUGCGUGCGUUGCUGCGAGAGACGCCCAUGUUUUCGGGAGCGUUGAAGGCCGAUCCCGACUCGAUUGCGUAUUGCUCGCAGACGCCCUGGUUGACGAAUAACACCAUCGAGGACAAUAUCUUGGGAGAGUCGCUGUACGACCUGCGUUGGUAUAAUACCGUGAUCAACGCAUGCGCCCUAUAUGAUGAUAUCCGCAAACAACCAAAUAGGGACAAGACUAUGUUAGGGACUCAAGGUGCUAUUCUGAGUGGAGGGCAGAAGCAACGCGUGGCUCUGGCCCGGGCUGUAUACUCCAGAGCAGAGACUAUUAUUCUCGACGAUGUCUUCAGCGGGCUGGACCGCACCACGGAGGAUGCGGUCUUCCAUGCGCUGUUGGCUCCAGGGGGGCUUUUACGGAAGCUGGGUACGACAGUGAUCCUGACGACGAACAGUCCCUCUCGCCUCUCCGUUGCGGACCAUAUCAUCGCUCUGGGCCCAUCAGGCAACAUCAUGGAACAGGGAACAUACAAAGAGCUCCAUUCUCGAACUGACAGCUAUAUUCGUAGUCUGGCGGCCUUGCCAAAACGGAAGGCAACGGUACAAAUCGAACCGACACCGCAGGGGGAUGGGCGACGCACGGGUGAUAUGUCCAUCUAUUGGUACUAUGCCCAGGUUCUGGGGGUGUUCCGGUCCGCGGUUUUUGUUCUUUUGAUCAUGGCCUAUGUGGUUACCAUUACAUACCCUUCCCUUUGGGUGGAGAAAUGGGCAAAGUCAAAUAUCGAUCAUCCCAACGAGAGACUGGGAUAUUGGCUCGGUAUCUAUGCGUUUAUCGCGGUGAUGGCCACUUCUACACUUGUCACCUCCUGCUGGCAUCUAAUGGCGAACCUGGUAGCUCGUGGUGCCAGAAAUAUGCACGCCGAGCUCUUGAAAAGUGUCCUAGAUGCCCCUAUGUCAUUCUUCCAGACCACCGAUCUAGGCAACACGACGAACCGAUUCAGUCAGGACCUGCAGCUGAUCGACAUGGAGCUCCCCCUUUCUGUCUUGAAUACCAUCCUUACUUUCUUCACCUGUGUAGCCCAAAUGGUGGUCAUCUGUACCGCAACGGGAUACAUCGCCGCCACCAUACCUGCAUGUAUAGUCGCCUUUUAUUUCACCCAACGGUUUUACCUGCGUACCUCACGCCAGAUCCGAUAUUUAGAUAUCGAAGCCAAAGCCCCCCUGGUCUCCCACUUCCUGGAAAGUCUCAGUGGCCUCUCCACCAUCCGGAGUUACAAGUGGGAACAACAUUACCGACGACGCAACAGCAAAUUGCUCAACGAUUCCCAAAAGCCCUUCUAUCUGCUCUUCGCCAUUCAGCGCUGGCUCGAACUGGUCAUUGCCCUGAUGGUGGCCGGAUUUGCCGUCGUUCUAGUAUCCAUCGCUGUCGCGACGCGUGGGAAAGUGAGCGCCAGCUUCAUUGGGUUGGCACUGCUGAAUAUCGUCACGUUUACCGAGAAUUUGCAGGGUCUAAUCAAGCAAUGGACCGUGUUGGAGACAUCCAUUGGGGCAGUGGCACGAAUUCGCAACUUCAAGUCUACCAUUGAGUCGGAGCAUCUGGAAGACGAGACAGCUGUACCUCCGCCAGACUGGCCGGCCAGGGGAGCAAUCGAGUUUAGCAAUGUGGUGGCUUCCUACAAGAACUCCUCGAACCGUGCGCUCGACCAUAUUUCUUUAUCAAUUAAGCCAGGCACCAAGGUUGGCAUCUGCGGCCGCUCCGGAAGUGGAAAGUCCUCGCUAGUAUCGUCCCUAUUCCGUCUCAUUGAGUUGACCAGCGGCACGAUCAACAUCGACGGGCUAGACAUCUCUCUGCUGGCUCGCAACCACCUGCGUGCUCAGCUGAAUUGUAUCCCUCAGGAGCCCUUCCUCCUACCGGGCUGUUCGGUUCGCCUCAACGUGGACCCCGGGAUUUCAAUCCACGAUGACAUCCUCAUUGAUGCCUUGAAGAAGGUCCAACUAUGGGAUGUGGUCCGAGAGCUCGGUGGCUUAGAUGCUACGAUUACGCCUGAUACAUUCUCGCCGGGUCAGAAGCAACUCCUGUGCUUCGCCCGGGCCAUGGUACGGCCGGAGGGGAAAAUUCUAGUCCUUGAUGAAGCGACGAGCAGCAUCGACACCAAAACGGACGACCUCAUUCAGUCGCUCAUCCGGAGUGAAUUUGCCGAUCAUACGGUCAUCGCCAUUGCACAUCGACUGGAAACCAUUGUAGAUUUCGACGAGAUUAUUGUCGUGGAUGCCGGGCGCGUCGAAGAGCAAGGUCCGCCGGCGACCCUGCUCGAGAGAGGAGGAGCGUUUGCGGAGUUAUAUUGGGAUAAGGACCGGAGUUCGGAGAGGACUCCCUUAAGGCUUUAAAUUGGGUGGCUGCUUCAGGUCUCUCUAUUGUUUCCGUCCUUUUUUUUUUGAUUUUCCCUCUCGUUUCCCUCUUCGAUGCUGUUGUACAUAUACAUGAUUACGAUAGAUAGCAGUGCUCUGGCACCUCAUAUAGUGUAUCUCUACUUGAAGGGCAGAAUCCAACGUCACUUCCUUUCAAACAUACCUGUCGCCCUU
Molecule: messenger RNA, 4733 nt
Organism: Aspergillus pseudonomiae
Lineage: Eukaryota; Fungi; Ascomycota; Eurotiomycetes; Eurotiales; Aspergillaceae
Product: P-loop containing nucleoside triphosphate hydrolase protein
Exons: 15
Coding region: 111-4538 (1475 amino acids)
Biological process (GO): transmembrane transport
Cellular component (GO): membrane
Molecular function (GO): ABC-type transporter activity; ATP binding; ATP hydrolysis activity
Source: RefSeq, a predicted model, not a curated record